AUGAUUCAUGAUGAUGGAUUUCUUAAUACAUGUCCAGAUAAGAGGCAUACAUUGAAUGAAGAUAAAGUUCGAGAAGUGCUUAAUGCUGGAAAUGCUACAAAUAGUUCUAAUUCAACCGAAUUUGAAACUGUGCCAUACAACCAAGAAAAUUGUGAAGCACUUCUAAAGACUGCUGUCCUCUUAAAUGGAAACAAGCACUUAGUUGGAGAAAAUGAUUUUGCUUUUUCUUUAUUUUAUCAAGGCGAAGGUGCGAAACCAACUUCCAUUUUCUAUCCAGUACGCAAUAAAUUAACAGAUAAAUAUCAUGUUAUCAUUGAAAGUCCACCCGUUGUGCCAGUAAAUGUAAGCGAAAAACAAUCUCAGCAAGAAAAUUUACCAAAUGACGCUCAAAAUCAGCAAAACGACAAAAGAGACCAAUUAAAUGGAAAUGCAAAUGAUCCCAACAGCAAUAUUUCACAAGGGAAUGGAAAUGAACAAAAUAUUGAUCCACAAAACUCACCAGAAUCACAACAGACUCAAUCUACAGAAUCUACCCGGGCACUUUCUAAUCCAGAUAAUCAAAAUAGUCAAGAAAACAAAUCAGAUGAAAAUUCUCAAAACAUAACUUCUCAAAAUGAUCAAAAUAACCAAGAUAAUACAUCAAAUCAAGCAACACAAGCUACAGAUCAAACUACUGAUCAACAAAAUCAGCAAAAUCAAGGAAAUGAUAAUUCUCAAAAUUUAGAUCCACAAAAUGAUCAAAAUAGUUCAAAUAAUACAGACAAUCAAACUACAGAUCAAAAUUCUGAUCAACAAAACCAAGGAAAUCAAUCAAAUGAUAAUUCACAAAAUAAUUCUUCUCAAAACGACCAAAAUGAUCAAAAUAGUGCAGUAAACCAAACUACAGAUCCAAAUAAUCAACAAAACCAAUCAAAUGAUCAGCAAAAUCAAGGAAAUGAUAAUUUCCAAAUUAAUUCUUCUCCAAACGAUCAAAAUAGUACAGUAAAUCAAACAUCUGAUCAACAAAAUCAAAACCAAGAAAAUACUGAUGAAAAUCAAAAUAAUUCUUCACAAGAACCACGAGUAAAGGAAAUUGAGUUUGAGAGUUUGGAAGAGAAACAAAUCAUUGUUUACGGCAUUCUGAGUUACUUGACAUUCCUUGCGAAUAACAACUUCUAUUAUCCAGUAGAAAAAGACAUUUAUGAGUACAUUUAUUUAGACGAACAAAGCAGACCUAAACUUCGAAUUCCCCCAUUUUCAGUCACACAAGAAAUGAAGAAACUAUCAAAAGAAGAAAUCAGAAAUCAUCAUCUCAAACUAUUUAAAGAUUUUUACAGAUUAUGUUUUUCAGAUGAAGAAUAUCAAUCAAUCGAAUCAUUCACUUCUCUUGAUGACUUACAAAGUGAAUUAUACAAUUCAUUUAAAGGCAAAAACAAGCAAUUCGAUGAUUAUUUCAACGAAAUCAUUAAUUAUGGAACGAACAACAAAAAUUCAACAAAAACAGAUAAAGAAAUUGAUGAUCUUUUCUUGAACGGAGAUGAUGACCAUAAAUGGUCGAUAAUUCGAGAAUUAGUUGAUCAAACAGAAGUAAACACAAAGAACUACCAGAUCUUGUACUUCAUCUACAAACUACAUCAAUGGGGACCUCCUAAUUUAUAUUUAGAAAUAUAUUAUUACAUCAAACUCAUGCAAUUCAAACCAGAACUUGAUAAUUUCUAUUUAAACAGCGAUAAUGAUUUGUACAAAGCAGUUUAUUAUGAAUGCAAAUACCAUGAAUCUAGAUAUUAUGAAUAUUUCUUCAAAUCAUUGGAAUAUUACAAUAAGUCAUUAUCAAAUAAAGAAUAUGAUGAACAAUUCAUUAAAUACAGACUUUCUAUUCUUGGCCAAGACUUGGAAUCUCUUCGAAUAGUUGCAGAUGAAGGAUAUCCACUCGCUAUUUACGAUUACGCAUUGGAGAUCUCUAAAUAUGAUAUCAACAUCGCUAUCUCUUAUUCGGAGAAAGCAAUUCAAUAUAUGUUUGAAGCAAGAGAUCUCACAGCGAGACUUAAAUAUAAUUUUUAUCUUCUUCAUCCAGAUGAACGAAUUGAGAAUGAUAUAUUUAAUCUCUGUAAUGGAUAUAAAUCUCUUUACUACAUCACAGAUCGAUUGUUUGUUCGUGCUUGUCAUUUAUUAAGUAAUGAAAGAAUUAGUAAAUACAUCGAAAGUAAAAUUAAUAAUGGAUACACAGAUAUCAUCAAACAUUCUGAUACUUGUAUCAAACAAAUCUUCAAAUUUUGUGGUUCAAAACAGUUGAUACAACUUUAUCCAGAAGGAAGUCGUCAUCUCAAGAAGAUGAGAUUCCACAAAGGUUACACUAUCAUUCAUCUUUUCGCAGAAAGAGGUGACGUCGAAGGUGUUAAAUAUUGCAUUGAAAAACUGAAAUGUAAAACAAAUAAACUCGUUAAUAAGAAAAAACCUAUUGAAAUUGCAAGAGCAAAUAACAAUAUCGCUGUUGUUAAAUAUCUCGAAUCAUUAUCACCCAGUAAUAACAAACCAACAUCUUCAAAUUCGUCACAGAACAGAAUUGGUUCAACAAAACCAGGAAGUUCAAGACCAACUAAUUUAUCAAGUAAAAAUUCAAAAGCUAACAUUGCUGCUCUCAGAAUAACUCACUCAUCAAGUAUAAAAUGA
This is a messenger RNA of Trichomonas vaginalis G3, 2649 nucleotides long. RefSeq names its product E3 ubiquitin-protein ligase topors family. Gene Ontology annotation, biological process: protein polyubiquitination; protein monoubiquitination. The transcript has a single exon. Lineage: Eukaryota; Parabasalia; Trichomonadida; Trichomonadidae. The record is from RefSeq and is a predicted model, not a curated record. Gene Ontology annotation, molecular function: ubiquitin protein ligase activity. Bases 1 to 2649 code for a protein of 882 amino acids.